Messenger RNA from Colossoma macropomum (tambaqui), 4529 nucleotides. RefSeq names its product kinesin family member 19 (gene kif19). NCBI's taxonomy places the organism in Eukaryota, Metazoa, Chordata, Actinopteri, Characiformes, Serrasalmidae. Gene Ontology annotation, molecular function: microtubule binding; ATP binding; microtubule motor activity. Gene Ontology annotation, biological process: microtubule-based movement. Bases 371 to 3430 code for a protein of 1019 amino acids. The record is from RefSeq and is a predicted model, not a curated record. The transcript has 20 exons.
CCUUUAAAUGACGCCUCGUCUAUAUGAGAAUGGCGGAGAACAGCGUUUGGCAGGCUUACACUUUACCGCUGAUCUCUAAGGGGACAGGACACAACACACAGCUACUCACGGCGAAUGGAGGACGCUGAGGAGAGCGGUCAGGUUCAUGGAGCUUCUUCUUAGACUUAGAGGGCAUUAGUCUGUACUCUCUGAACGGCAUUUUACUCAGACUACAAACGCAUCUGCUCCGUUUGGCUGGUAACGGUAGAAUUUUUGGCGUGUCGGCGGAGCGCCGUGUGAGCCAUGGUGACACUGCCGAGAACAUUUAGCGUGACGUUCCCGUAAGACUUAAACAUACUAGUUCGCAGAUAUUAGCGAGUUUCUGUCUGUCAUGAAGGAUACCGGAGAAUCCAAGGACCACCAGCUUACAGUGGCCUUGCGAAUCCGGCCUCUGAGCGAUGUAGAACUGGAGGAAGCGGCCACAAUAGUGGCCCACAGAGUGGACGACCAGAUGGUGGUGCUGAUGGACCCUCUGGAGGAUCCGGACGACAUCCUACGAGCCCAUCGUUCCAGGGAGAAGACGUACAUGUUUGAUGUGGCUUUUGACUACACAGCCACACAAGAGGAAGUGUACAGAGCCACAACUAAAGGCCUGAUUGAGGGCCUCAUAUCAGGAUACAAUGCAACUGUUUUUGCCUACGGACCCACAGGUUGUGGGAAGACUUACACUAUGCUGGGGACAGACAAGGAGCCUGGCAUCUAUGUACGCACUCUUAAUGACCUGUUCAAAGCUAUUGAAGAGACCAGUGAUGACAUGCAGUACAGUGUGUCCAUGUCUUACCUGGAGAUCUAUAAUGAGAUGAUCCGAGACUUGCUGAAUCCAUCCUCCGGCUUUCUCGACCUGAGAGAGGACUCCAAGGGGGAGAUCCAGGUAGCAGGGAUCACAGAGGUGUCCACAGUCAACGCCCGAGAGAUCAUGGAGUUGUUGAUGAAGGGCAAUAAACAGCGGACUCAGGAGCCCACCGCAGCCAAUCAGACGUCCUCGCGGUCUCACGCUGUGCUGCAGGUAGCUGUGAAGCAGCAGAGCCGCUGCAGAGACGUUCUGCAGGAGGUGCGCUUCGCUCGCCUCUUCAUGAUUGACCUUGCUGGUUCCGAGCGAGCUGCACAGACACAGAACAGGGGACAGAGGCUGAAGGAAGGAGCUCAUAUAAACCGCUCACUUCUGGCACUGGGAAACUGCAUCAACGCUCUAAGCGAAAAGAACGGCAACAAAUAUGUCAACUAUAGAGACAGCAAGCUCACACGCCUACUUAAGGACUCUUUGGGUGGGAAUAGUCGGACUGUAAUGAUAGCUCAUAUAAGCCCUGCCUCACUGGCCUUUGAAGAGUCUCGGAACACUCUGACUUAUGCUGACCGUGCCAAAAGUAUUCGCACAAGGGUGAAGAGAAAUCUGCUGAAUGUGUCCUACCACAUUGCUCAGUACACCAGCAUCAUCUCUGACCUGCGCAGUGAGAUCCAGAGACUGAAGAAGAAAAUUGCUGAGCAGGCCAGCCGGCAGAACAACCCUGACAGGACAGAUAUACGGCAUGUGCAGGCGGAGGUGCAGGCUCACUCCACUCAGCAGAGCCGAGCAGAGAUGGACCAACUGAGAGAGCAGCUGAUCGAAGCCUUCAGACAGCAGAUGGAAAUCAGAAAACGUCUGAUGGAGCUGGACAACACCAACAUGGAGAUCCAGAUAGAUACAUCCAAGCACCUUCUUACCAUUGCAGAUUGGGAGCAGGAACGUAGCAGGCACCGCAAGAAGUGGCAAGGUGAAAGACGGAAGGAGAGCUUUAAUAAGGACGAGAGUGAGAAAGACUCAGAUACUCCAGAGUCUCCUCCGGACACCACAGAGACUCAGGAGGUGGCCAUGGCCAGAGAGAACCUGGUCACACUAAUGACUGAACAGAAGAAAAUCAGCAAACAAAGGGCUGGUCUGGAACGGCGGCUGGCGGAGUUGCGUGAGAGGGCCCGCAGGCUGGAGGAGCUGCUCCCACGCCGCGUGAGCUCAGAAGAGCAGCGGGAAGUGCUGGGGCUGCUGUGUAAAGUGCACGAGCUGGAGAUCGAGAAUGCAGAGAUGCAGUCUCACGCCCUGCUCAAAGACAACGUUAUCCGGCAGAAAAACGUAGUGGUGCAGCGAUUUGAGCAGCACAGGCAGCUGUGCCACGAGAUCAUCCAGCAGCAGCGGCAGUUCAUUGAUGAUCACAGUCUUCUGGUGCCCCCGCAUCUUCAGGAGCUGUAUGAGAUGUACAUUAGGGAGCUGGACGAGCGGAACCUGGACAGAGUUGUGGCUUUAGACAAGGUCACCAUCCACACUCUAAAGGAGGGCUCCCUUCCUAAGAUUGCCCUCCCUAGCAGAGGACGUGACCCCUUGCAGGAACUGGACUCAGACCAGGAGAGUGUUCGAACGCUGGGCUCUGAAACCAGACAAGGAAGAGUCAAAGUGCGGAGGCACACUUUGCCACCCAUUCUCCCAGAGCCUGAUAGUGACAGUAACCGGGUGUUUAAAAGCAGUCCACAUGCAAAGCAGAUGAAGAACUCUGUGGUGAUGACUCCACCGCCCAUUCACAUCAAUGGACAGGGCAACCGAGAGUUGCUGCCGAGUGCUCUAGAGGGUGCACUGAGCUACAGCCUCCUGAGCCACAGUGUGAGCAGUCACCUGGACUCCUCACCAGAAAGCAGUGAGAAUGGAACUGAAGUUUCUCUCACACCUAAAGAGAGGCAGCAGAUCCUAAAAGGUGUGCACAGCAUCGCAGUAAAAGCGGCCCGCCGCCGCUCAAAAGCGCUGGAGGUAGAUGCCCUGCGCCUUCCUCCUCCACCUUCCCCUCUGGACCCUAUAAAACACAAGAGCAGUUUGUCUCUGAGCGAAGCGCCUCCUAAAGGCCUGGUGCUACGUCGCGGCCGUCAGCCCAGCCCAGAGCUCCGUCAUGCCACCUCUGACGACAACCUGUCCAGCAGCACUGGCGAAGGCCCUGCCCCCAAUGGCACCUGGACACGCCCACGCAACCGCCAGGCCAUGCCCAAGAACAAUGCACCACGGGAGCAGGACUUUGAGGCUCGCAGACGCAAGAGAAGGUCUCGGUCCUUCGAGGUCACUGGACAAGCUCUAAACCAAGGGAAGAGCACCAGCCAGCGUUUCCGGCCUCUUGAUAGCACUUCUGACCCCCACCUGCACAUUAAUGGUCAACCCCCUGCACCUCUCCUUAGGCCCCAGCACAGAGGUCCAGCUCAGCUGGGCAAAGCUCGACCCUCCCACUUCAACCACCAAACAGGAUCAACAGCAGAUGCUUCCUCAGUCAACCUCCCCCCCCACGUCAACAACCUCAAGCGUGGCCCCCAAAGCAGGCAGCCACAGCCCCUCCUUUAUGUUACCACCACAGGGGCUGGGGGCCAGCGCACUCGCAAACACUGAGGGACCCCUGCCCUGACCUGUCUCUUACCAAUCAGCAGCAGCACUGCACUGAGGUAAAGACUGAACAUGCCCCAACACCAGCACUAACAGACUCCCAGCCUGGAAAACUGGACCGUUUCUCGUUCUUCCAGUGGCUGAACUGUAUGUAAAUGUAUCAAAUCCACUGAAAGCCAGCAGAGAAACCUUACUGUUGCCUUGUGUUGGGUACACAUGGACUGGGUCAAGUGGGAACCCCUGCAUAUCCAGAUGGGACUCUUCAUGGCCAGUUCUGUCAGUCACCUGCAUUCUUGUCUGUAUUUAUGUUGACGUCCUUGAAGCUUGUCUCCGGCACACAGCGCACAAGCGCUGACUUUCUUUUUUAAUCAUUUGUAAAUCAAACAACUUAUGUAUUAAUGUGCAUUGACUGUCAAGGAUUCAGAGGCUUUAAUCUGCUAAAUUGCUGAACUAUGAAAACAUCUCAGCCCAAGAUUAAAUACAAAAAAAACAAACUCUUUUAAGCCUAAUGAUUACGACAGAGGGUAAAUCCUGCCUCUAAUGCCUUUGGUUUAAACUGUGUGAUCAGGCCUUAUGGUGUAUGUAUGUAUUAUGUGAUUCUGGGAAGUCAUAAAAAAGCACCUUGAAAAUUUCCUUCAGUGUAUUAAAAGCAAAAUGUUGACCUUUGCUUUUAUGACCCCAGGCACAGACAUUAGUCUGUUUUUUUUUUUUUUCCAUAAGGGAACAGUAUAUCUCAUAACUCUUGUGUUUGCAUAAACAUAUUCUGACAAUUUUCUCUUUGCCUCACACGCAGGCACAUAUGUGAUUCUGGGUUUUCUGUAAUAGCCUCACAUUCAUAAAAGAAGUUUCUGAGCACCAGUUCUUUCCAUUUGCAUGACACCGUUACUUUAAACGACUAAUAGGAUUCCCUUCCACAGUCAUCUGCCAUAGGUUGCUACAUCAACUGAAUUUCCUUGGUGUAUGAUGUGUAUGUCAGUAGAACCAAGACCAAUACAACAUUGUAUUCAUCACAUUCCUGAGCCUCAGAGGAUGUUUUUAAUCAUCACCUUGCUUCUCUUUGAUGUUCUCAAAGUUUGUGUAUUUUUUCAUAUACAUACAUUAUACU